AUGGCCUCAAAGAAGUCCGCAAAAAUUUGCGGACAUCCGCAAAAUUUUUGCGGACAUUUUUUGCGAACCUUGCCCAAGCGAUACAUACACUCUAUUUUGCCUGUAUCCGUUAAAAAAUUCUUUCUUUCUUCAGAGGAUGUAAAACUACUUCGUUCAGAAUUAAACAAUUUGAGAAAACAGAAUACAGCUUUAAACAAAGGAAUAAAAAAUUUGGAGGCAGAAAUUGGUGAAAGUGCUUUUAAACGUUUAGUUGAACAAGUAGCCUCACCAGAGUCUUCAUUAGUGGAGGCAGAGGAAUAUUCUUCUUGUACUGAGGGUAAGUAGAAUUAUAAAUAAAUGGCACUGAGGAAAUUCUUUGCGGACUUUUUUGGAGGGACAUUUUUGGGGAUACUUUUUGGGGGACUUUUCUGCGGACAUUUAUUGCG
Messenger RNA from Meloidogyne enterolobii, 425 nucleotides. Lineage: Eukaryota; Metazoa; Nematoda; Chromadorea; Rhabditida; Meloidogynidae. The record is from the annotation of a GenBank genome assembly.